UACUUGAGACAAGAUAUAUCACCAGCCAGUUAUCAGUGUGUAACUUAUGUACUUUUCUUCAAUUGGCUGCAUAACAAUCCAAGCUGCUGAUUUUCACUAGUUCCUGACCAUCAAAUUGCGCUCUUAAAACACACUGUUCUUUUGAGUAACACACAGUUGAAAAAAAGAGAGAAUAAUGAAAGAAAGGAAUGUGCUGAUGAUUGCUCAGAGAAUGGUAUCUGAUGCAUCUCCUUCAUCAACUCCAAGAUCUCCAGCUACACAACCACCUUUGCCAACACCAUCACCAUAUUCGUUUUCUGUGGCAUCGACAAGGUUGAGCUCAAGGCCUUCUAUUCAUACAUAUGAUCUUACCCUCAGGUCACUGUCACUUCUCUUCUCCUUCAUCUCCGCUCUCUCACUAGCUGCACCAGAAGGGACCAAACGAAAAACGAUUUCCAGAUUCUAUGAUCACCCAGAAUUAACGUACUGCUUCACAGUAACUAUAUUACUUUUUAUCUACUCGGCCUUUCAACUCUUCAAAAGAGUUUGUGACAUUGCUUAUAGAGGGGUCUUGAUCUCGGAUAUGACCUCUGACUACCUCAGUUUCAUAUUUGAUCAGUUGGCAGGUUACCUCCUUGUGUCUUCUUCUUCAGUAACCAUACCAGUCAUUCAACAGAUGAAUAGCCAAAGCUCUCUCUGGAAGGCGGCUGUUGUUGCUGUUUGCAUGUCAUUUAGUGCUUUCAUGGUCAUUGCAGUCUCCGCUCUCUUAUCAGGCUACAAGCUGUGCAAAAGGAUCAUAUGGUAAUGCACUGGGAAUUGGACGCGCAUCCUUCAACUCCAGGAUUGACAAAGCUAGCAUAGAGUGUAAAAUGGGGACAUAAUUUCUUCACCACUUUUUUGUUUCCAUCAAGAAUGUUUGGCAUAUACCUACUGUCCCCGACUAAGCUAUUGGUCUGGCAGAAGUUAAUAAGAAGAGGGUUCGGAAGUUUAUAGCAAAGAAGAGAUGAUAUUUUGGUAGAAACUAUCCAUAUUUUAAUUGUGUCUUGUCAUGGUGAAUAAACAGUGUAAAUAGAACAGU
Molecule: messenger RNA, 1057 nt
Organism: Nicotiana tabacum (common tobacco)
Lineage: Eukaryota; Viridiplantae; Streptophyta; Magnoliopsida; Solanales; Solanaceae
Product: CASP-like protein 4A4
Source: RefSeq, a predicted model, not a curated record